This is a messenger RNA of Serendipita indica DSM 11827, 1518 nucleotides long. Lineage: Eukaryota; Fungi; Basidiomycota; Agaricomycetes; Sebacinales; Serendipitaceae. The record is from the annotation of a GenBank genome assembly.
AUGAAUGCAAUGGACGUUUACGACUUUGACGAGCAGACGACUCCCGCUCCGCAGUCAUCAUCGAGUGGCGGGUCAGCGGCAACGACGACUGCCCAGCCUACGUUAAACGAAGAAGUACAACAAGCAAUAGGAUCAUUUGGAAGAUUUUGGGGAGGAUUCAGAGCUCAGAGCAUCUCCGCAUUGGCCACUGCGCGCAAGGAUCUAGGAUCCGUCGUACAGCAAGCUCAGCAAGAGCUCUCCAAACUUGCAGCUCCUUCUCCUACUUCUCCUCCUCCAACGUCCACCGAGACGACGUCCGCGACGGCCGAUACAUCGGAGAAGAGUAAAGAUGUGGUCGCUGGAGAUGGGCCCACUGAAACGAAGGGGACAUCCUCGCCACGAGCCUCGACGUCGGAGAGUGGUAGCAAUUUGUUCUCAUAUAUCCAAUCGUCCCUUGUAGAGAACUUGUCGACGGCGCAGAGCACAGUCCAACGCACUUUGGCGAGCCCCGAGGUCCAGAAUCUACGGUCCAACAUAAAUGCAAACAUUUCGCAUCUCCAAGAGGCCGUGCAAACCCAAGUCCACCAGGUGCAAUCCAACCCGACCAUUCAAAGCCUCCAGUCCUCGAGCACGGGCGAAUUCUUCCGCGAAGCGGUAAAGAUUGUACCACCCACAGAAGAGGAGCUUCAACGGAGUGGGUCCGGGACAAUGGGGUUGGGCAUUGACGGUAUGGAUAUGUGGGCCUUUGACGAGCUUGGUGGAGUCGUCACGGAUGAGACAGAGGUUGACGGGAAGGGAAAGGUGAAAGCCCCACCGGCUAGUAGUGGGAUUGGCCUCAAUAGAACGGCAGCUCUGCUCAGCGCAUUGAGGACAGAUCCCUCGUUGCUGCGUGCGGACCCGGAAGCGGGUGAAGGCAAAGACGCCUACACACGGUUCGUGACUGAACUCGACUCGAAAGGGGCCACAGUCGGCAGCGAACCGUGGGUACGCAAAUGCGACGAGGAACUGGGCUUGUUCGACGACUUGAAGAAGACGAAAGAUCAAUUGGUUCCUGAAGAGAUGGACGAAGCCACAUUCUGGACUCGAUAUUGGUUCCGUGCUUGGCAGAUUCGGCAAGCAGAGGAGAAGCGAAAGGCCCUCUUACAAGCGACCAUGGAACAAGAAAAAGAGGACGAAUUCAGCUGGGAAGAUGAGGAAGAGACGGCAUCGGCGCUGACUCCGACUGCUGCGCAAGGAACGGAGGGUGUACCCUCCAAGUCGCUCGAGACAGACGCCAAAGUUCAAGCUAAAGAGGAGGCCACCUCGGCUAUGAAUCGGAAGCAUGGUCCGUCAAGUCCGAGUAAAGAGUCGGAAGAAAGCUAUGACCUCGUGAGCACGCGCUCAGGAAACACGAGCGCUACAGGCUUGGCGGCGCCAUCUGGACUCUCAACUGUGGUCGAGGGUGCGAAACCGAGCGGGAAAACGGAAGAGGACGAAGAAGAAGAGGAAGAGGAGAGUGACGACGAAGAAGAGGACGAAGAGGACAGUGACUGGGAGUGA